ACUUCGCGAGAAAGAGAGGGAGAGAGAGGCCCCAAUUCUCGGUAUCUGUUGAGAGAGAAACGCAGAAGAGGAGAGAGAGAGAGAGACCUCCCUUUUGAUCUGAGGAGGGGAUCGAAACCACCCUUUUGAUCUCCGAUUCUCCGAGGAUUUUUUUAUAUUCCUCUCCUUUUUACCUUUCGAAAAGGGAUCUGAGGUGCAUAAAGCCAUAAUGGAGCGAUCUUUGAUGGAGAUCAUUGUGAACGACACGAGUGGAGGUGGAGAAUCCAUCCUCGCAUCAAUGAAAUUCGCGGUCCUACCGAUCGCGAAGGUGUUUACGGUGUGUUUUUUGGGGUUUCUAAUGGCCUCCAAGUACGUUAACAUUCUCCCCGCGAAUGGUCGGAAGCUUCUUAAUGGGCUAGUCUUUUCCGUCCUCCUUCCUUGUUUGAUAUUCUCUCAACUUGGACGAGCAAUUACCAUCCAAAAGAUGAUCGAGUGGUGGUUUAUUCCCUUUAAUGUGAUUUUGGCAACAAUAUCAGGUUCAUUGGUAGGUCUUCUUGUUGCUUUGAUUGUUCGACCUCCAUAUCCCUACUUCAAGUUUACCAUUAUACAUAUUGGAAUAGGAAAUAUUGGGAAUAUUCCACUGGUCCUGAUUGCAGCUCUUUGUCGAGACAAAUCUAACCCAUUUGGUGAUCCUCACAAGUGUAGCCAGGAUGGCAAUGCUUACAUAUCUUUUGGUCAAUGGGUUGGUGCAAUUAUUUUGUACACAUACGUGUUUCAGAUGCUUGCUCCUCCGCCAGGUGAAACCUAUGGUGGCAGUGAAGAGGAGAAACUUCCAACAAGGGCACCUCUCAUCAACACUGCACCUGAACAACAACCUUUGCUAACUAGAGAAGAGCCUGAAACAAGUCCGUUGGGAUCUUCAAAGAAAGCGAAGCUAAUUGGCCAACUACACUACCUUAUUGACAAGUUGAAGAUAAAACAAAUUUUGCAACCUCCUAUUGUUGCUUCUAUUUUGGCAAUUGUAAUAGGGACUAUACCAUCUCUGAAGCACUUGAUCCUUACGGAUGAUGCUCCAUUAUUCUUCUUCACCGAUAGUUGCCUUAUACUUGGGGAAGCUAUGAUUCCAUGUAUCUUGCUUGCUUUGGGUGGCAAUCUUGUUGAUGGACCAGGUGCAGGGAGUAAAAGGCUUGGACUGCGAACCACUGCUGCCAUUAUAUUUGGGCGGUUGGUCUUGGUUCCUCCUGCUGGCUUAGGCAUUGUCACUGUGGCUGACAAGCUUGGCUUCAUUCCCAAGGGUGACAAGAUGUUCAAAUUCGUCCUUCUCCUUCAGCACUCUAUGCCAACUUCAGUGCUCUCUGGGGCUGUUGCUAGUCUGAGAGGGUGUGGAAAGGAAGCAGCUUCAAUUCUAUUUUGGGUUCACAUUUUUGCUGUGCUUUCUAUGUCUGGAUGGAUUGUUCUUUUUCUGAGAAUGCUUUUCUAAAAGCCUUUCUUUAUCAUGGGAAGGAUUUUCUCCGAGACAAAUGAUUCAGAACCGUCGUCCACAGAGACGACAUCUGCUGUAAUUAUUCUCUACUGUUUCCUUUAAUAUUUUGGCCUCAUUUAUCUUAUGGGUGAAUUGGAGAUUCAAAGGUUCGGUUGCUAUAAAUUAUACUAGGAUCCCAUGAAGAGGCAACCUGUCCAUUGGAGGAUCCAGCUAGAGUCGCGCCUUUGAUUGUUUAUUGAAAAAGAUUAAAUAGCAAUGACCUUCAUUGCUGUUUCGAUUUUAUGUAUUUAUGAUUCUUUCCUGCUUGUUUGUGUUCCGUAUUGGAAAUGGUAAAAGGAAUAAGCAGCGCAACUUGGCUAGUGCAACUAUAGGGACGCUAGUAGUAUUUUUUCUAGUCUUGAGUUCAAUAAAUGCAACAAUGUUGUUUUUGUUGCUGUAGUUUUUUUUUUUUUUUUUUUUUUUAGUGUUGUUUGUAGACCUAAAUAAUUGAGUUUCUGGUCAGAUCAUUGCAUUUGUUGCUUCGUCCGUUUAUUUUUAAGCACCAUCUUCUUUACAACAAA
Ananas comosus (pineapple) is the source of this 2022-nucleotide messenger RNA. RefSeq names its product protein PIN-LIKES 6-like. Lineage: Eukaryota; Viridiplantae; Streptophyta; Magnoliopsida; Poales; Bromeliaceae. The coding region runs from base 209 to 1459 and encodes 416 amino acids. Gene Ontology annotation, biological process: endoplasmic reticulum to cytosol auxin transport. The transcript is spliced from 12 exons. The record is from RefSeq and is a predicted model, not a curated record. Gene Ontology annotation, cellular component: membrane.